Messenger RNA from Amyelois transitella, 1692 nucleotides. It is a transcript of the gene SerRS, whose product is annotated as serine--tRNA ligase, cytoplasmic. The transcript has 8 exons. Gene Ontology annotation, cellular component: cytosol. Lineage: Eukaryota; Metazoa; Arthropoda; Insecta; Lepidoptera; Pyralidae. Gene Ontology annotation, molecular function: ATP binding; tRNA binding; serine-tRNA ligase activity. Gene Ontology annotation, biological process: seryl-tRNA aminoacylation. The record is from RefSeq and is a predicted model, not a curated record. The coding region runs from base 115 to 1599 and encodes 494 amino acids.
CAUUGGCUGAUAGCUGUAGCUGGCGUAGCGCAUGCAGCUGACGUGACGUGAGCUGAGUGUGAUUCUCUCAGAUUUUCUUGUAAAACUUUAAAAUUCUGUGUAUUGCUUAACGCAAUGGUUCUCGAUCUAGAUUUGUUCCGUGCCGACAAAGAUGGUGACCCAGAUAAAAUCCGGGAAAACCAACGCAAAAGAUAUAAAGAUGUUGGGUUAGUGGACACUGUUGUGGAACAAGACACCCUAUGGAGGAGAUUGCGCCACGAUGCGGACAAUUUGAAUAAGCUGAAGAAUGUGUGUAGCAAGGAGAUUGGUCUGAAGAUGAAAAACAAGGAGCCCGUGGGGCCUGAAGACCAAGAAGUGCCAGCAGAGGUGGCCGGCAACCUAGCCACAUUGACUGGCGAUCAGUUGAAACCUCUCACAGUCAAUCAGAUCAAGAAGGUCAGAAUCCUCAUAGAUGAAGCCAUAACAAAAAAUGAGCAGGGUCUCCUGGCAGCUGAGAAGGCCCGGUCAGCAGCUCUCCGGGAGGUGGGUAACCAUUUGCAUCACUCGGUGCCAGUGGAUGAUGACGAGGACCACAACCUGGUGGAGAGGACCCAUGGAGACUGCACUGUCAGGAACAAAUACUCUCAUGUGGACCUCAUUUGUAUGAUCGAUGGUAUGGACGGCGACAGAGGAGCAGCGGUGGCCGGCGGUCGCGGGUACUACCUGAAGGGCGCCGCGGUGUUCCUGGAGCAGGCCCUAGUCCAACUGUCCCUCAGGAUACUGCUGAAGAAGGGAUACAUGCCACUGUAUACACCAUUCUUCAUGAGGAAAGAUGUGAUGCAAGAAGUAGCACAGCUGGCCCAAUUCGAUGAGGAGCUGUACAAAGUGGUGGGAAAAGGAUCUGAAAACAAGGGCGACUCUGCUGUAGAGGAGAAGUAUCUGAUAGCCACCUCCGAGCAGCCUAUAGCCGCUUACCACAGAGAUGAGUGGCUUCCGGAAGCUUCUUUACCUAUCAAAUAUGCAGGUUUGUCCACCUGCUUCCGACAAGAAGUCGGCUCACACGGCCGCGACACGCGCGGUAUCUUCAGGGUGCAUCAGUUUGAGAAGGUGGAGCAGUUCGUUCUAACAUCUCCCCACGACGACGCCUCAUGGAAAAUGAUGGAUGAGAUGAUAGGGAACGCUGAGAACUUUUGCCAGGUCCUCGGCCUACCUUACCGCGUCGUGAAUAUCGUCUCCGGUGCUUUGAACCACGCCGCCUCGAAGAAGCUGGACUUGGAGGCGUGGUUCCCAGGGUCAGGAGCCUUCAGAGAGUUGGUCUCUUGCAGCAAUUGUCUGGAGUAUCAGGCCAGAAGAUUGCUUGUCAGGUACGGACAGACGAAGAAGAUGAACGCGGCGACGGAGUACGUUCACAUGCUGAACGCGACCAUGUGCGCCACAACCAGGGUCAUCUGCGCGAUACUAGAGGUCCAUCAGACUGAGAACGGAAUCAAGGUGCCUGAAGUACUGAAGCCUUGGAUGCCUGAGGAGUACCAGGAGCUUAUACCAUUCGUGAAGCCAGCGCCUAUCGACUUGGAAGCUGCGGCGGCUGCGAAGAAGGGCAAAAAGCAAGAAAAGAAAUAACGUUUUUACGUCUAUGACGUCAUUCCUGCAACAGCAAUUAUUUAUUUUUCACGCUCAGCUUUUAUAUUUCAUUAAAUGAAUGAUUAUAUGUAA